Colletotrichum orchidophilum is the source of this 555-nucleotide messenger RNA. RefSeq lists its product as uncharacterized. The coding region runs from base 1 to 555 and encodes 184 amino acids. The transcript has 2 exons. Lineage: Eukaryota; Fungi; Ascomycota; Sordariomycetes; Glomerellales; Glomerellaceae. The record is from RefSeq and is a predicted model, not a curated record.
AUGCUCCCCUUCUCGAACCAGCGCCAAUACUCCCAAGACGACGCGGGAGAAGCCGAUCCGGAAUCAGACCAUCUCAUCCCCGCGAAGAAGCGCAGGCACCGCGUACGCGUCCAAGGCCGACUCGCCGUCGUCCGCAGCGUGUCCACAGUGAAUUUACGACCCACGCCGUCAGUGGCCCCAGAGCUGCCGUCCCCAGUUGUCGGAAAUGGGCCGGCAGCCCCAGCGAAUCCAAAAUUCGAGUCGGGCGUGGCUGGGAGCACAGUGGCGCCGGUGCGGAGGAGGAAGAGCCUGGAUGAUGCCAGCAGCGACACCGAGGAGGACGAUGUCAAGGAGACUGCGGUGAGAGACCGUCAAUUUCGAGGAUACGGGAUUGGAGGUGCUGGAAACAUUAGACGUCCGACCGAAGUCUACGGCUCCGCCAAGUCGAGCUCCUCAUCGUCUCGAUUCUCCAUAUUUCCUUCCUCUGGGCCCUCGGACGAUUCGGACAGGAGAAAUUGGAGCUUGAAGGACCUGUUCGCCCGGACGGGCGACCGCAAAGGAAAAGGGGCUGCUUGA